This is a messenger RNA of Psylliodes chrysocephalus, 3322 nucleotides long. The record is from the annotation of a GenBank genome assembly. Lineage: Eukaryota; Metazoa; Arthropoda; Insecta; Coleoptera; Chrysomelidae.
CUCUUUUGUUAUUUAGGCAUGUGUAAGAUAUUCUCCCUAUAUUUUAUAACAGAUAGGUAUGAGGGUAGGUAUAGGUAUCACACCUGUGGGCGGUUGAAAGAAAUAAAAAUGACCGGCCACGAUGCCAAAUUCGCAGGUGUGGCAACGCCGUCGAAGACACUAACGUCCCAUCCAUCCCCAGUCCGUUAUUCAACAGUCAACGCAACGAAAUAUAUAACGAUAUUGUGAAUGCGUUGAGCGGUGAUAGUUUCAUAGUACCUAUAUCGGCAAUCAUGGCGGCGAUACACGUCUUGUUGGUUUUAGUGACAGUGAUAGUGCAACAAAUUUAUGCUCAAAGAUCACCAACGAUAUCAUAUAUAACCCAAACACAGAUCAAAGACAUUGGAGGAACAGUAGAACUUCUUUGCUCUGUGCAAUAUACUCAGGAUUAUUCUGUGAUAUGGAUGAAAGUAGAAAGAGGACAAACAGCAUACAGUUUACCAAUUUCAACUGGAAGUUCACUGAUUUUGCACGAUUCUAGGUUCUCCCUUCGUCAUGAUCCUAGCAGUUCAACGUUUCUUCUACAAAUCAAAGACAUUCAAGAAACCGACGCAGGUUUCUACCAAUGUCAAAUCCUCAUUUCACCUAGCAACAGGGUGACAGCUGAGGUAGAGCUGCAAGUAAGGAGACCGCCUUUCAUUUCUGAUAACUCCACAAGAUCUGUGGUGGUAUCUGAAGGAGAAGCUGUAGAGAUGGAAUGUUACGCUGGUGGAUACCCGCCGCCAAGAAUUUCUUGGAGACGUGAAAAUAAUGCUAUAUUGCCUACUGGCGGGUCUAUUUACAGAGGAAACAUCCUCAAAAUCAAGGCUAUUCGCAAAGAAGAUAGAGGAACUUACUAUUGCGUAGCUGAAAAUGGUGUCGGCAGAGGCACUAAACGAAACAUUGCCGUAGAAGUUGAAUUCGCUCCUGUAGUAUCAGUACCCCGUCCUCGUCUUGGACAAGCCCUCCAAUUUGACAUGGACUUGGAAUGCCACGUGGAAGCUUAUCCACCACCAGCUAUCACAUGGGAAAAAGACGACAUUACCUUGUCAAAUAAUCAGCACUAUAGAAUAUCACAUUUUGCGGUAGCUGAUGAGUUCACGGACACAACUUUGAGGGUGAUUACUGUGGAAAAAAGGCAGUACGGACAGUAUGUCUGUAAGGCCGCCAAUAAAUUGGGUUCGGCCGAAGGGAGGGUGGAGCUGUUUGAAACCAUCAUUCCUGUUUGCCCUCCUGCCUGUGGUUCUGCUAGGUAUGCAGGCGCUGCUACUGUUUCAACUAGUACGGCUGCAAUUUUAAUUAUGUUCGUCAUAUUUGUGUUUAGAAACUUCCGAGCCCAACACUAAUUACCCUGGUCUAAUAUGGAUUAAUUCAGCUAUCAAGAAUCUCCCAGCAGCUUUUGCAACACUUUUAAUCACCGCAGUUUUGCUAAUCAACAACUAAAGUCACAAAAAAGAGAUCAUAUUCCAAAUAAUCAUAUUUAAAGGAACUAAUUAUUUUAUAGACAUAUUUGUAUUGUGUAAAUGUAUAACUACUGCAAAGAAAAUCAUGACUUAAGGUGUCUUAAAAUUAAAUUAAAAUAAUUUUAUACUCAAAGCAAUAAUAUAUUUUUAUGUAUAAAUACGACACUGGAAGUUGGUCCAAUAAGUAGAUUAUUAUUUUGUCAAUAUGUCUAUGUACGACUGCAUUUUACCAAAAAAGCUGCUUACUAGUGAUCAAAUGAAUCGAAUACUUAAAUGGUGCAUUUUUUAAAUUAUAUUAAGGAAACGGUGUCUAUUUUUUUAUUGACAUUUUUAGGGAUCUUAAAUAAUGACAUAUUUAUACCUAUGCAUAAAUAUCUCAUUAGGUAUCUCAUAAUAAUGACAGAUUCCACAAAAAAAAUCUCAAUAAAAAUAUAGCUUUAGCUUUUUACACAAUUUUUAUACAACUUUAUACAUUUUAUAUAAAAGACUUUUGCACAUUUUUUAUUUUUAUAGAACAAAAUAAAACCAACAUUUUAACAAGUAGGCAUAAAACUUGUCAAUACAACGAUAAAAGUGUAUAUUUUAUUUCUAUGGAUAAUUUUGCAUGCUAGUUGAAAUUUACUUACCAAAAAAUGUUCUAUCACAACACAUUCGGUAUUUUAAACACAUAACUAUAACUGCGUAUUUAAUUUAUAUGUAGGUAAUCAUGACCAUGGUGUAACAACAAUUUUAGUGUUAAGCGGAUCCAUGAUACAAGACAAAUUAUGUCAUAACGUUUGUCAUUUGUUGAUAGUAAGGGCGGCUCCAGGGGAGAGAUUAAAAUUUUUAUGCUCCAUGAGCCUUUUAUUAAAAAAAUAUGCUAAAAAAGGAAUUAUUGGCAAUACCGCCCCCAUCCCUGAAAAUUGGCACUUUGUUGAUAAAUAAUUAAGAGUGAUCCACAAUGUUUCUAAAGUAGGCCAUGACCAACAAAGAGACAGUACAUGUCCGCAUAGCUCUGAAUUAAAUCCAAACUAACACUUAUAAACAAGAAUUGUUGGCUCCUACAUCCAUGAUUUUUUCCAAGGCAUACUUUAGAAAUAUUUUUUGGGGAUCACUCCAUGUUACUGACUUGUCUUUGUAGGGUUUCAAAAACUGUUGACACAAACGAUUUAAAGGGUAAAAACGAAUAUUUUCUCGUGAGAUAAGUUUCAAUAUAAAAUCAAUUGUACAUAUUUUGAAUUAAGUAGUUAGAUGGCCUAAGAAAACAUAUUUUUAUGACUUGUGUACUAUAGAUAGGUUAUUUUUAGUUUGAUUUUUCUGAAUAAUCAAUUUAAACUCUCUAUGCGAUGUGUUUUUGUAUGUUUGAAAUGUUAUUUAUCAUAAUUAAUUACUACCUUUUAAAAAUUAAAUCAUUGACGUAUGUCACUAUUGUCAAAGCUGCCACGCUUUCGUAAUUUUGCAAGUUACAAAAAUUAUUUUUUAUAUGUUUAGGGAGUUUUGGUGAAAUUAAUUUAACAAAUGUAUACUGUGCUACUAUUCGUUACUAGAUGAAGUUAGUAUAAAGUAUCACAGAUAAAUGAGAUUUAUUCUCGAACAUUAAUAAUUUUACAAAUACUAUUUUGAUACUACAUUUAUCUGACCAACUUGUUUCAAUAUGAAUGUUUGACCAAAACUGCUUUUAAACCGGGUGGUUUGUUUGAAAAUUGUGGGUUUUUCUAGUAGUUAUUUGAGAUUGAUUUUAAUAAAACAAACAUUCCUCUUUAUAGACUGGUUAUAUGGUUGUUUUUACAAAGCUCUGAUUUUAUUAGUCUGUGUAUCAUUCGUCCAUUUUUUUGUUUUUUAAUAAAGAUUUAAUUUUUAAG